UAAGCAAGUCCAUCUCUCUGGCUCCCACACAGUGCUCUAUCUAUCUAUCUAAACAAACAGAGUGUUCCUUACACUCCUCCAGCACAAACAACAAAAGAUCCGAGGAGUUUAGGGAUAAGAAACCCUAACCCUAAGUCAAUCUACCUCUUUUCUCUCUAAUCAAACGUCGUUAUUUUCAGUUAUGGCUGGUUUGGCACCUGAAGGAUCCCAAUUCGAUGCUCGUCAAUUCGAUUCUAAGAUGAAUGAGUUGCUCACAACUGAUGGGCAAGAUUUCUUUACUUCAUACGAUGAGGUGUAUGACACUUUUGAUGCUAUGGGUUUGAAGGAGAACCUUCUGAGGGGUAUUUAUGCAUAUGGUUUUGAGAAGCCAUCUGCAAUUCAACAAAGGGGGAUUGUCCCAUUCUGCAAGGGACUUGAUGUAAUCCAGCAAGCACAAUCAGGAACUGGAAAAACAGCUACUUUUUGCUCUGGAAUUUUGCAGCAGCUUGAUUAUGAUGUAGUUGAAUGCCAAGCACUGGUUCUUGCACCUACUCGAGAACUAGCACAACAGAUUGAAAAGGUUAUGAGAGCACUAGGUGAUUAUCUGGGUGUCAAGGUUCAUGCUUGUGUUGGUGGAACUAGUGUUCGUGAGGACCAGCGCAUUCUCUCAGCAGGGGUUCAUGUUGUAGUUGGUACCCCUGGUCGUGUGUUCGACAUGUUGCGGAGACAAUCACUUCGGCCUGACUAUAUCAAGAUGUUUGUAUUGGAUGAAGCAGAUGAAAUGCUCUCACGAGGUUUCAAGGAUCAGAUAUAUGAUAUUUUCCAGUUGCUGCCCCCUAAGAUUCAAGUUGGGGUUUUCUCCGCCACUAUGCCACCUGAGGCACUAGAAAUUACAAGGAAGUUCAUGAAUAAACCUGUGAGGAUUUUAGUGAAGCGUGAUGAGCUUACGCUUGAGGGUAUCAAGCAAUUCUAUGUUAAUGUUGACAAGGAGGAAUGGAAGCUUGAGACGCUUUGUGAUCUAUAUGAGACCUUGGCAAUAACCCAAAGUGUUAUCUUUGUGAACACUAGGCGUAAGGUAGAUUGGCUUACAGACAAGAUGCGCAGUCGUGAUCACACAGUCUCUGCCACUCAUGGAGAUAUGGACCAAAACACAAGGGACAUUAUUAUGCGGGAAUUUCGCUCUGGUUCCUCUCGUGUGCUGAUCACUACUGAUCUGUUAGCUCGUGGUAUUGAUGUCCAGCAAGUAUCACUUGUGAUCAAUUAUGAUCUGCCAACACAGCCAGAGAACUACCUCCAUCGUAUUGGUCGUAGUGGACGUUUUGGAAGGAAGGGUGUUGCUAUAAAUUUUGUUACCAAGGAUGAUGAAAGAAUGCUUUCUGACAUCCAGAGAUUUUAUAAUGUGACAGUUGAGGAGCUACCGUCAAAUGUUGCUGAUCUUCUUUGAAGCAAUUUUGGUUCACCAAGUUAAAAGACUUUUGAGUUUGGAAGUUCAAAUUAUUAUCCUCGUUGUAGGUUUGGGGCCUCUAUUUAGCUUGGAUUUGACUUACCCUUCAGACUUGGCUCUCUGUGCAUUUUAGAUUGGGGCGAAUCCCAUUGUGUGCAGAAUAAUCCAUUGUGUUAAAUUUUUGCAAGUUUGUUUUCGCAUUUUCCUUUGUGUCGGAGUAAAGUUUGCAGAAGUACUGUAGUGUCUGUCGUAGAAUUUGGUUCCGUGCUUGGUUUUUUAUUUUAUGCAAGGGAAUUUCCUGUAGGUUAAAACAAUUGAUUAAGCUAUUACUUCAGAAUAUUUGACUCUCCA
Populus nigra (black poplar) is the source of this 1774-nucleotide messenger RNA. RefSeq names its product eukaryotic initiation factor 4A-15. The coding region runs from base 182 to 1423 and encodes 413 amino acids. Gene Ontology annotation, molecular function: ATP binding; RNA binding; RNA helicase activity. The record is from RefSeq and is a predicted model, not a curated record. NCBI's taxonomy places the organism in Eukaryota, Viridiplantae, Streptophyta, Magnoliopsida, Malpighiales, Salicaceae. The transcript is spliced from 5 exons.